AUGAGAUCCAGAAAAGUACCACUUCGAGUUGAAGCUCAUGAAAGAACGAGAAGCGAUGGGAUCGAAAUGCCGGAUCCAUUUGCUGAUGUGCAAUUAUCUCGAGUACUCAAGGAACUCUCAUUUAUCAGAAUUCAACUGGAUGACAUUACCUUACCGACUCCUAACCCAUUCAUCCAGAAAUUACACAAUUCCAGACAGCUUUAUGGAUUUCAACUUGAAUACUCGUUUCCUUGUUUGGAUGUUGUUUCAAAAGCCCUUCAAUCAACCGUCAGGAUUCCUGAAAAAGUCGCGACAACGACCCAAAUCGAAUUCAAGCACAAACGUGUUGUCCUACUAACAAUGCAUGAGGAUCAAGUUGCGAUGUGGCAGAAAUCCAAAUUGAAUAUUCAUUUGCUAGUUCAAAUGGAAGCUGCCGGAAAAUAUACGACGAGACCUCUCGCCAAAGCGUCAAUUCCGUUAUACGAACUUCUAAUUGCCCCAUACAUGAUUUGCCGAGAUUUCGAUUUUGUUGGUCCCGAUUUCGUCGGAUCAGCUUUGAUCCGAAUUGACCUUGGCAGUCGUGUGAAACCACUAAUGGAAAAAUUGGAAGCUCUGAGAAACGAACGCUCGUUUGAUGAGACUUUCACUGUUACUGAUAGGCAUCGGAAUCCUGGCCGAAGGACGAGAUCGAGAAGCUCGUCAAGAUGUCACUCGCACUCAAAAUCGAGACGAAGUAGCGAUGAGAGCGAGAAUUUGCGACCACAAACCAUUGAAUUAUCCGGUAUUCCAACAAGAAAUACGAGAUCUGAAUCUUCGAGUGUCUCCAGAAUGCCAAUUGAUUCCCACCGACACCAUACUCGUCCUUUAUCUGCACGCUCUUCGACGUCGACACCGCUUUACGGUCAACACCUCGCCGCUUCGACGUCAUCGUUGGGAUCGGAUUCCGUGUUUCGACCCGUCGAUGUUAAUGAAUACUCAUCGGUUCCAGAUCGAUUCUUGAAGCCGAGCAAUUAUCACAGUACUAGUGAAGAGAUUCGUUAUGAAGGAAAGUGCCAUUUGCAGUUGACAGUUCAUGAAGCUUCUGGAUUACCACCUAUUGAAGAUGAAAGUGGUCGUAUAGUGAGUCCGAAUGCAUUUAUUUCGAUUCUUGGAAGAGAAGGAGAGUUGCGUUCCGAACCAAUACCGGCGACGCGUCAACCGCGAUGGAACUGGACGGCGAGAUUUGCGAUGAGCAGCGAAAGACGAAAUCUUGUUGUGAAAGUGCUUCAUCGAGGCACGAUGGGUGAUAAACCCCUCGGAUUUGUGACAUUAACACUUCCUGUCGCAUCAGCACGCCGAGCAGUUUUUGAGAUGACAGAUGUAUCAAGAAUGAAUAAAUUUACCAGCGAUGUUCCCGUUUUGGUGAUGUCGAUAGAAAAAGUUCGAGAUAUUGAUGAAGAUUACUCUCCAAGAGCUUCAGCACAUUCAAGCACUGUUUCUCGAUCCCAUCAAUCCACACAAUCCUCACCAACGAUUAUUCAUCGCCGCGAGCCACCGCUACUAAACAGUCCAAAAAUUCUCGAAAGUCGCGAGCAGAUUGUCGAACGGUUGCGUAGAAAUAUGGAAGAACUAACCACAAUGGUUCGCGAAAUUCAAAAAUAA
Caenorhabditis bovis is the source of this 1620-nucleotide messenger RNA. Lineage: Eukaryota; Metazoa; Nematoda; Chromadorea; Rhabditida; Rhabditidae. The record is from the annotation of a GenBank genome assembly.